Messenger RNA from Arabidopsis thaliana (thale cress), 2378 nucleotides. RefSeq names its product Major facilitator superfamily protein (gene ERDL6). The record is from RefSeq and is marked reviewed. Lineage: Eukaryota; Viridiplantae; Streptophyta; Magnoliopsida; Brassicales; Brassicaceae. Gene Ontology annotation, biological process: carbohydrate transmembrane transport; carbohydrate transport; transmembrane transport. The coding region runs from base 529 to 1992 and encodes 487 amino acids. Gene Ontology annotation, cellular component: membrane. Gene Ontology annotation, molecular function: transmembrane transporter activity; sugar transmembrane transporter activity. The transcript has 17 exons.
GCAUAUAUUUUAAUAAAAUUUAGAAUUUUAGGAAAAAACAUGCCAAGUGGUAAUAAAAGAGAAAAGAAUCCAAAAUAAAAUAAAUUAUCCAAUUAUCCCAAAAAAAAAAAAAGAAGCAAAGCUAUAUUUCUAUUUAUUUUUGUCUAAAUUUGGUUGAUGCGACGACUGGAACUGUGAUCUAAAAAAAAAUGCCUGAAGCAGUCUAAAUAAUUCUUCUUCUCUCCAGCAAUUAAACACUACAUUACAGCCGUAUAGACCCAAAUCCUUUUUCGUUUUUUUUUUUUUAAUAAGACGGCAUUUCUCUCUCAAUCCGUUCUUAUCCAAGCAAAGCUCCGUCAUCAAAUUCAUUAGAUCUUCCAAAUUGAGUUACAAAGUCCAAAGUCGGCUCUUUUUUGGCAUUUUCCGGCUUAGAAUAGGCAUUUUACCUCCAGGGGGGCUAAAUAGUGAAGCUUUUUUGUUUGUUCUUGAAGAUAUAAAGAAAGAUUUGUAGAUUAGGAUUUGAGAAACUGUAGAAGAUAGAAUCAAAAGAUGAGUUUCAGGGAUGAUAAUGAGGAGGCUAGGAAUGAUUUGCGUCGGCCGUUUAUUCACACCGGAAGCUGGUACCGGAUGGGUUCGAGACAAUCGAGUAUGAUGGGUUCCUCUCAAGUUAUUCGAGACAGCUCUAUCUCUGUUCUUGCAUGUGUUUUGAUCGUUGCUCUUGGCCCUAUUCAAUUCGGAUUCACUUGUGGUUAUUCAUCUCCAACUCAAGCUGCAAUCACCAAGGAUCUCGGUUUAACAGUAUCUGAGUACUCUGUGUUUGGUUCUCUUUCCAAUGUGGGUGCUAUGGUUGGUGCAAUUGCCAGUGGUCAGAUUGCAGAAUACAUUGGACGAAAAGGGUCUCUUAUGAUUGCUGCAAUUCCCAAUAUCAUUGGAUGGCUUUGCAUAUCAUUUGCAAAAGAUACUUCUUUUCUUUACAUGGGAAGACUUUUAGAAGGCUUUGGCGUUGGGAUCAUCUCUUACACUGUACCUGUAUAUAUCGCUGAGAUAGCUCCACAAAAUAUGAGAGGAGGAUUGGGUUCGGUUAACCAGCUUUCUGUGACAAUUGGAAUAAUGUUGGCGUAUUUACUUGGCCUCUUUGUUCCAUGGAGAAUUCUUGCAGUUCUGGGGAUAUUGCCGUGUACAUUAUUGAUACCAGGUCUCUUUUUCAUCCCCGAAUCCCCUCGCUGGCUGGCAAAAAUGGGUAUGACAGAUGAAUUUGAAACUUCAUUACAAGUUCUUCGAGGAUUUGAGACUGAUAUUACCGUUGAAGUUAAUGAAAUCAAGAGAUCUGUGGCAUCAUCUACAAAGCGAAAUACAGUUCGGUUUGUAGAUCUCAAACGCAGGAGAUACUAUUUCCCACUUAUGGUUGGUAUAGGGUUGCUUGUACUUCAACAACUUGGUGGAAUUAAUGGUGUCCUAUUCUAUUCCAGUACAAUAUUUGAAUCUGCAGGAGUUACAUCGAGUAACGCAGCAACAUUUGGGGUCGGGGCUAUUCAGGUAGUAGCGACUGCAAUAUCCACUUGGUUGGUGGACAAAGCAGGUCGUCGGCUUCUGCUUACUAUCUCUUCGGUUGGGAUGACGAUUAGCCUUGUAAUUGUUGCAGCUGCUUUCUAUCUUAAGGAAUUUGUGUCUCCUGAUUCAGACAUGUACAGUUGGCUGAGCAUAUUGUCAGUAGUUGGAGUUGUGGCAAUGGUUGUCUUUUUCUCAUUGGGAAUGGGACCAAUACCGUGGCUCAUUAUGUCUGAGAUCCUUCCUGUGAACAUAAAGGGUUUAGCUGGAAGUAUUGCAACUCUAGCCAAUUGGUUCUUUUCUUGGUUGAUCACCAUGACAGCAAAUUUGCUGUUAGCCUGGAGCAGUGGAGGAACUUUCACUCUGUAUGGAUUGGUUUGUGCAUUCACAGUGGUGUUCGUGACUCUAUGGGUUCCUGAGACCAAAGGCAAAACUCUUGAAGAACUUCAAUCCUUGUUCAGAUGAACAAAUUGAAACAACUUCAUUCUUUGUCACCCUCUCUCUCCCUCUCUGUUUUGGCCAAGAACAAGAAGAAACAAGAGAUUUUCCAGCUUUGUUAAUUGGGCUGAGAACGUUACUAAGAUUUGUUUGUUUGUUCGUUGUGUGUCAAUAAUCGCAUUAUCUUCUAUCACAUGUAUAUCAACAUACUACAUUCAAGUAUUUGUAAUUUUAUUGAACUCUUUACAUAGAGCAAAGGUUUUGCCAAGAGAGAGCAUUAUGAACAUCGACAUUGCCAGAAAAGCUCCCAAGGGUUUUAAUAUGAUGAUCAAGAAAUUUAACUCAACAGCAAGAAAAAGCAAACCCACUGGUAAGAAGUUGCUAGCCCAGCAGUAACUGAGGUUACUAGGAAA